UGUCUUCCGGGUGCAGCGCCUGGAUCACUAUUUGGCAGCGCAAAAGGGGAGGGGCUCCGCGGUGGAAUUCGGGUUGCCUGUAAACGGAGGCUGAGACGGUGGGAAACAGGAGGCGAGAUUAACUGGCGACCUGCAUCUUAUCAAUACUCCGGGCUGGAAUCCCACCUGGUCCACCGGUGGUGUGGACACGGCAGUGAGGGGCCUCGACCUGCACGGUGGGGGCCGUGUUUUCUCCCCUCCCUCACCCCAGUUCAAGCAGCUUUGCUGCCCACCCAAAUCCAGAUGAAUGAAGACUCCCUUUGGGAAGACGGCUGGCCAGAGACCCAGAGCUGAUUCAGGUCAUGCAGGUGUAUCUGCAAACAUGAUGAAAAAGAAAAAUUCCCACAAGAAACAGAGGAGCAAUGUUGGGCCCAGCAAGCUGGUGUCCCAGCCCAGGAGGAACAUUGUGGGUUGCCGGAUUCAACACAUCUGGAAAGAGGGCAGCAAUUCCCCGACACAGUGGAAAGGGACAGUCUUGGACCAGGUGCCCGUGAACCCCUCGCUCUACCUGAUCAAGUAUGAUGGGUUCGACUGCGUCUAUGGGCUCGAACUUCAUAAGGAUGAACGCGUGCAAAAUCUUGAGGUCUUACCGGACCGAAUCGCCUCUUCCCGGAUCAGCGACGUGCACCUGGCCGACAGCAUGAUCGGCAAAGCCGUUGAGCACAUGUUUGAGACGGAGGAAGGCUCGAAGGACGAGUGGAGGGGCAUGGUGCUGGCUCGGGCACCCAUCAUGAACACAUGGUUUUAUAUUACUUACGAGAAGGACCCCGUUUUAUACAUGUACCAGCUCUUAGACGACUACAAGGAGGGCGACCUGCGGAUAAUGCCCGACUCAAAUGACUCCCCCCCCGCUGAGAGGGAACCUGGAGAAGUGGUUGAUAGUCUGGUUGGAAAGCAGGUGGAGUACGCCAAAGAAGAUGGCACCAAAAGGACUGGAAUGGUCAUCCAUCAGGUCGAGGCCAAACCAUCAGUGUAUUUCAUUAAGUUUGACGACGACUUCCACAUCUACGUUUACGAUUUGGUAAAAACGUCUUAAGGGUCAGAUCUGUCGGAAGCAAGGUGGGGGGGGGGGGGAAGGGGGAGGAGUCCGUGGUGGAGAUAUACUUGGAACCUUCAAGACUUUGCCAAAUCUUUUUCGAUCGUCGACAAGUAGAGACGAGUUGGGCGAUCUGUUCGGGGGCCCCUUCGCCCGGGGGGGGGCCUUUCUGCAGAUGCCCUUUGCCGUUUCCAGCAGGGACACAUCUGCACUACUUCCUCAGCCCUGCACCAUGUCACCGCGUCACAGGGAGGACACAGUGGAAUUCGUGACAAAAAAAAUUGAAAGGAUGUAACAUCUUUCUGUAAUACGUUUGCUUACACUUUAGAUAGUUAAAGGAGAAUAUAACAUAUAUCCUCAAAAGAUAUAAAGGAUUAUACACAUGCUAAUUGCAGUAUAACUGAAGGCAUACAAAUCAUAGAUUCAGCCCUCAGAAAAUCCAUCCGAGCUGUUAAAAAUUUGAAUUUUGGUCUGAGAUCGGACUGUUCUCCGGAGGAGAUCAUUUCUGCACGCUUCACAAGCUCAGUUAGCAGUAUUUACAGUGUCUGUAUUUGAAGAUUCAAAAACCGGGACACUGUGGCGUUUGUUAAACAUCACUGAAUGGUCCCUUCGUUUUUGAAUGCAGUUGUUGUUAUGAAUAUUACUGUUAUUUAAAAAUACAGUUACUUGUUAAAAAGAUCUGUAAUUUCUAUUAACAUGUAACACAUUUUUUUGCAGCAUAGCCUUUUUUUUCUUUUUUUUUAAAUCAGAUUUCAUUUUAAAUAUUUUAUUUGCUGUUCCUGAUUACAUUUUAUAUAUUAUAGGGAUGCAGACAACACAUAUGUUAUCUCUGAACACUGCGUUCAGUAAUUUGCCCUCCUCUGUAAAACUUACAAUCUGUUGCUAAGCUGCACAACUGAGAGCAAGAAAGUUCCCAGAGAAAAAAAACGUUAUAAAUUACAAAGUGUUACUACAGCAGCAGCCCUUGCAAAGUAUUGUCCAGUGCUGCCUCAUUACAGCAACGGGAAGGGUUUCUCCGUUCUGUGGCUGCCUGAUUUAAUUUAAGCCUUAAGGCAUAUGCCUCAGUGUUUGCUGAAACCACAAUACUAUAUUAUUUGCAAUCGCUGUCUUUUAUGAGUAACUUGUGGCUUCUUGGAAAUGUUGUAAUGUCUUUCUGUGUUAAUUUAAGCACUAAAUUUCCCUGUUGUACGUUGCAUUUUUACUUAAUGGAGAAUUCCAGUUCAGAUUCUAUAGUUUGAUGUGUUGGAUGAUGAUUAAAGCUGAUGUUUUCAAUUACGGGCCAGUUCCGGAUCCAUGUUGGAGCUGGAAAGGUAUAUUUAUGGUCUUUGAAGUCGGGUUUACAGUGGCCAUCAGUAAUACAUCGAUAGUAAAGUAUUCCCUCCCCAUUAUCAGUAAAUUGCUGACAGUAACAUAUAACCAACCACAUUUACUUGUAAAUUGUAGUUUUUCUUGCAGAUACAGUGACUUGUGAAAAGAAAAACCCAGUUAUCCUUCUAAAAUGCAUUUAAAUGUGUGAUUUAUACAUGAUUCAUCAACUGGCUCCAGACAAAUAGGUUGCACGUUCAGACCCGAUGAACUUCUGGCUCAUGAAGUCCUUUCUGAAAUAUUUCGCCGUGGGAAGAGGCGUCCACAGGCUACUCUUUAUUUCCAGUAAAAACACCCUUCACGUAAACUCAAUACAUAUCUAGAUGUAAUUCAUUGGUCUACUGUAAAACUCAUUUGCAUAAAAAACAAAUGCGUAGAAUUCAAAUGCGUGAUCCAGCCCAGAUUUAAUCCAGAAGCGUUCAGAAUCCUAUCAGGAUUGUAUUCUUUACCAGGGACCCGCUCUGUGUGAUGGAACCGGCCUGAAAUUGUAGCUUGUUUGCAUAAUGUGCAGCGUUUCGAUAAAUAGAUGAAGACCGGAGUUCUCUUCCAAUAAAGUGUUUUUGGUCAUAUAAA
Messenger RNA from Paramormyrops kingsleyae, 3013 nucleotides. RefSeq names its product spindlin b (gene spinb). The record is from RefSeq and is a predicted model, not a curated record. Gene Ontology annotation, biological process: gamete generation. Lineage: Eukaryota; Metazoa; Chordata; Actinopteri; Osteoglossiformes; Mormyridae.